AUGCCUACUGUUCACCUCCUUGACUACGUGGCGGGCAAUAUCCGCUCGUUGGUCAAUGCGAUCAACCAGGUUGGAUACGAGGUGGAAUGGGUCAAGACACCCGAAGACGUCAAGAAUGCCGAUAAAUUGAUCCUUCCCGGUGUCGGUCACUUUGGCCAUUGCCUCUCGCAACUAGAACAAGGUGGUUUUCUGGGUCCGAUUCGGGAGCACAUCAGAUCUGGCAAGCCUUUUAUGGGAAUUUGUGUCGGUGUGCAGGCUCUAUUUGAAGGCUCAGAAGAGGACCCCAAUGUUCCGGGUUUGGGAGUCAUUCCUAUGCGCAUUGAGAAGUUCAAUGACACCUCUAAGAGUGUGCCUCACAUCGGUUGGAACUCCGCGAUGAACACCCAGAUUGAGGCCAAGAAGCAGAGCUUCUAUGGCUUAAGACCGACGAGCAAGUACUACUACGUCCACUCAUAUGCUGCACUUUACAAACCGGGCGUUCUAGAAGCAGACGGAUGGUCAGUUGCGACGGCUACCUAUGGCGAAGAGGAGUUCAUUGGUGCGGUCAGCCGAGGGAAUGUCUUUGGGGCACAGUUCCAUCCCGAAAAGAGUGGUGUGGCUGGACUUCGCGUGCUUCGAGCAUUUCUGAAUGGUGACCAAUUCCAGUCCCUGCCCCAGGAGAUGGUCGCUGCUAAGGUGGACGGAUUGACUCGUCGUGUCAUUGCCUGUCUGGAUGUGCGCGCCAACGACAAUGGCGAUCUUGUGGUCACCAAGGGCGACCAAUACGACGUGCGAGAGAAGAGUGGCGUGGACGCCGGUGGUCAAGUCCGCAACCUUGGUAAACCGGUCGAUAUGGCCAAGAAAUACUAUGAACAAGGAGCCGACGAAGUCACAUUCUUGAACAUCACAUCCUUCCGCAACUGCCCCGUAGCAGACACACCCAUGCUGGAGAUUUUGCGAAGAACCUCCGAGACGGUCUUCGUGCCUUUGACUAUCGGUGGAGGUAUCAGAGACACCGUGGACACUGAUGGUACUGCCAUCCCGGCGCUGGACGUCGCGACCAUGUACUUCAAGUCCGGCGCUGACAAGGUCAGCAUUGGCUCCGACGCUGUUUUUGCCGCUGAGGAUUAUUACGAGUCCGGUCUCAGCGGAAAGACUGCCAUCGAGACCAUCUCCAACGCCUACGGCAAACAAGCCGUGGUGGUCAGUGUCGACCCGAAGCGCGUCUAUGUCGACCGACCUGAAGACACCCCUCACCACACAUUGAAGACGGCAUAUCCCAAUGCUGCUGGCCAAGGCUAUUGCUGGUACCAGUGCACCGUCAAGGGAGGUCGAGAGACUCGUAACCUGGAUGUGCGCCAGCUUGUCCAGGCGGUGGAGGCCAUGGGAGCUGGCGAAAUUCUUUUGAACUGCAUUGACAAGGACGGCAGCAACUCUGGCUUUGACCUGGAAUUGAUCAAUGAUGUAAAGGCGGCCAUCAAAAUCCCCGUCAUUGCCUCCAGUGGCGCAGGUGUACCGGACCACUUUGCCGAGGUCUUUAGCAAGACCACAACCGAUGCUGCUCUGGGUGCUGGCAUGUUCCACCGCGGUGAAUAUACCGUUUCCCAGGUCAAGGAUCACCUGCAGACCGAGGGAUUCCUCGUCCGUCAGUUUGAGGCGGACCUGUGA
Molecule: messenger RNA, 1647 nt
Organism: Penicillium diatomitis
Lineage: Eukaryota; Fungi; Ascomycota; Eurotiomycetes; Eurotiales; Aspergillaceae
Product: imidazoleglycerol-phosphate synthase
Exons: 3
Coding region: 1-1647 (548 amino acids)
Biological process (GO): L-histidine biosynthetic process
Molecular function (GO): oxo-acid-lyase activity; imidazoleglycerol-phosphate synthase activity
Source: RefSeq, a predicted model, not a curated record